Lactuca virosa is the source of this 931-nucleotide messenger RNA. Lineage: Eukaryota; Viridiplantae; Streptophyta; Magnoliopsida; Asterales; Asteraceae. The record is from the annotation of a GenBank genome assembly.
UUGCUUAUACGUUUUUUCCCAAAAGGAACUGUUGACGCCCAGAAUCAUCCAUACACCUGAAAGUGAUGAAGCUUAAGCAACUAGAAAGUCUACUCGGUAAUCUUCAACAGUUCGACAAUCCCAAGAUUGAGCUGGAACAAUAUCCAACUGGAGCUCACAUUGCUUCUCGUAUGCUAUACACGGCAGAGAAUUCAUAUGGGGAUGUAAGCAACAAAGUAGUAGCAGACUUUGGAUGUGGGUGUGGCACAUUAGGUCUUGCUGCCACUCUCCUUGAUGCAGAACAUGUCAUUGGCAUAGAUGUUGAUGAUGAGUCCCUUGAAAUUGCAUCAAUCAACGCUGAUGAUCUGGAGGUCGAAAUGGGUUUAAUUCAAUGCGAAAUCAAGAAUUUAAAUUGGCGAGGUCAAAUUGUUGAUACUGUUGUAAUGAACCCUCCAUUUGGAACACGGAAAAAAGGAGUUGACAUGGAGUUUCUAUCUGUUGCAUUGAAGGUUGCUUCUGAAGCUGUAUAUUCAUUGCACAAGACAACAACAAGAGAACAUAUCAAAAGAGCAGCAUUGCGUGAUUACAAUGCUAGCAGUGCUGAGGUUAUAUGUGAGCUUCGAUAUGAUCUGCCAAAACUAUACAAAUUUCACAAGAAAAAAGACGUUGACAUUGCUGUUGACUUAUGGCGAUUUGUUCCUAAAUCAAAACAAGAAUCUUCUUCAUGAAAAAAGAUGUUGCAUUGACCACUCGCAUUAAAGAUGUUGACUUUGAAGACUGAUUUUGGGAUGGUUUUUAUGGUUUUUUUUGUUGGUAAUUUAUAAAUUGUGUGUAUAUUGUUAGUACAGAAAAAAUAUAAAGUUGGCUAUGAAUUAAAACAGUAUAAUUUUAUAAGUAGUUGUAACAUCAUUUCACUAUGUCUAAUUUGGUUAGCGAAUUUUAGAAAUUGUUG